Messenger RNA from Populus nigra (black poplar), 561 nucleotides. Its product is annotated as aluminum-activated malate transporter 10-like. Gene Ontology annotation, biological process: malate transport. Bases 1 to 561 code for a protein of 186 amino acids. Gene Ontology annotation, cellular component: plant-type vacuole membrane. The record is from RefSeq and is a predicted model, not a curated record. The transcript is spliced from 2 exons. NCBI's taxonomy places the organism in Eukaryota, Viridiplantae, Streptophyta, Magnoliopsida, Malpighiales, Salicaceae.
AUGGUGAUGGGAAAUAGAGCUCCAAACAAACUGGAAUGGAGGAUACAUGUACGUAAUGGGACAUCAGAGAUACUACAGCCUGAGACUGGUUUAGUCCACAGAAUCUGGUCAUGGUUGAAGGGUCUGCUAGGAGAAUUCAUGUUGAAAAUUUGGAAUUUUUUGGAGAAGGCUAGGAACAUAGCGGUUGCUGAGCCUAAAAAGGUUAUCCAUUGUCUCAAAGUAGCGGUGACACUAACUAUCGUGUCACUCUUCUACUAUAUGAGGCCUUUGUAUGAAGGCGUUGGAGGGAAUGCUAUGUGGGCAAUUAUGACAGUUGUGGUAGUUUUUGAAUACACUGUGGGGGCAACACUAUAUAAAUGUAUUAACAGAGCAAUAGGCACUUUCCUUGCUGGUUCACUUGGCGUUGGCGUUCAUUGGGCUGCAAGUCACUCUGGAGAUAAACUCGAGCCCAUAAUUCUUGGAAUCUCAGUUUUCCUUCUUGGUGAGUUAGAAUCUGUUCCCAAAACAGAUUUCCUCCCCUUGCGAUUCUUCCUUUUGUUUUCUGUCUUGUUCCAUUUAUGA